Messenger RNA from Symbiodinium sp. CCMP2456, 2631 nucleotides. NCBI's taxonomy places the organism in Eukaryota, Dinophyceae, Suessiales, Symbiodiniaceae. The record is from the annotation of a GenBank genome assembly.
AUGGACGUCUUUUCACUGUUGCGCCGCGGUCUGAGUGGCGACGUCUGCGAGUCGCUGAGCUUCGCGCCGCUGCGCGAGGUGGCGCCUCUUGUCCACAGCUUCACGGGCUCGCUGCCAGAAGUCCUUCUGCAGAGCUGUCGUGCAGAGAAGCUGGAGGUGGACUUGGUUCGCUUGGCUCAGCUGCUGGCAGCACGCUUUCUCAACGAGUGCCUUCAACUGCAGCGGGCCUCCAGCGAGAUGCGCUUCGCCUUGGAGGAAGCCACCGAGCCCGGACGGACGGAGACCACGGCGCCGCAGCUGCAAUCCCUGGAGCUCCCGAGGCUCCGCGCGCGCUGCAAGGAGCUGGAGCAGGAGCUGCAAGAGCGCCGGGAGCGUAGCCCGGGGAGUGGCACCCUCGACGAAGCGGAGGCGCUGCGCGCGGCCCUGGGCGCGAGCCCGGCCGCUCAGUGCAGCCGCUGCCAGGCCCUGGAGGCCAAGCUCCGGGAGCAGGAAGAGAGGAUGCUGGAGCGACAGCUCGAGCCGCUGGCGUCAAGCCCGCGAGUGAAGGAAGCAGCCCCUGCGGAUCCGGCACUAGCACGGCUCCUCGUGGGCGAGGCGCCGCCUGUAGUGCGACGCCGUGCUGCUGUGGUGCUACAGUCAGCUUGGCGGCGACGAGCCGCGGUGCUGCGCUUCGAGCGCCACUUGGUGGGACUCGUCUUCCCUGCCAGGAAUGACGGGCGAAAGCUGAGUGGCACUGUCGGCUCUGUUCGGCUGGCACAGGCUCUUGCAGCCCGGGUCUUCCGUGCGCUGCGGCGCAGAGGGCUGGACUUCGAGGCCGCCUUCCGCUGUGCAGACACAGGCUACGAAGACGGUGAUGAGCACCCUUCGGGACGCAUCCGUGUAGGUCAGUUUCUUCUUUUCCUCUGCCGCCAGCCGGGCCUGGUGCUGGCCCCUGCGGAGUCUGCGGCUCUGCUCCGGCUGCUGAAGCGGCGCGACCGCGGGAAUCGCAAGGCCUCCGACGAGAAAGCGCCGCCGUCCACGGCGGCCUCCACGGAUCUGCAGGAGGCCUGGCGCUGGGAGAUGCCCUAUGACUUUGCGAGGCAGCUGCAGGCAGCUGCGUCGCGCGAGUUCGGUCCUGCUCCGGCUUGCGAGGCCCUGGAGGCUGUGGCGGAGCUCCUGCGGGGCCGGCGCUGUCGCUUCACCUGGGGCGACCUGGCCGCGAGCUGGGAUCGACUGGUCAGGGACGCGGUCUUGCUGCAGCUGCUCGAGGAGCGCGAGCGUUUGCAGGCGGCUCUCGGGGACCGUGGUAAGUCGGGCACGUCCGGCACGGCCUUCCUUAGCGGUGAGCUGGAGUGCCAGCUGGCAGAUUGUGAAGCUGACAUGAAGGCGGUGCUGCAAGGACCAAGCCCUCCAGUCUCGGCGACGGCUUUCACGGCGCGGCUGCUGCGAGAGCAGCUUCCGCUGGCACCAGUGACGCUGCACGCGGCUUCCCGGGCGGCUUUGGACGGUGCCGGCGGUGCUGGCAUUCGCCAGGGACAGGUGAUGGACGAUCUUCGGCAGCAGCAGGAGCUGAAAGGCAACCUCAUUGGGGGCUUCGUGCGCUUCCAGCAGCCGCUCUCGGCCAGCCCGAGCUUGAUCCACAUCACUGCGACGCGUCCGGCGUGGACGUUGCGCUUGAAGGAGCUAUCGGAGAGAGGCAUGCUGGUUCAAAUCUCUCCUCUAUCACCCGCCGGCUGGAAGGAGGAUCUCCAGCUCGCCUACUGCGCUGGGUCCGCGGAGGGGGUGGAGCACAUCGGACCCAGCAAGGGAAUCCGCACGGUGCAGGUGCACUUCAUCCCCCGGCUCACACGCACGCCGGAGCUGGUGGCGUUGCAGACCUACGUCCGUCAGCGUCGAAAGGGAACUUCGGAGGGUCCGGGUCCGGCAGGGCCUGAGCGGGCUGAGCCUGAGGCGGUGCUUUGCCAGCUGGGCACCUUCGCCAUCGCUGCCAGCCUUCCUGGCGACGGCCUGUCCCUGCGCGCCGUGCGGACUGGCAAGGUCGUGGCGGAGACCUCGGCGCGGGCCACCUUGGGGCGAGGCAAAGUGGCCUUGGCUCUUGCAGCUCGGACAGCCGGCGAACUGGAAAUCAAGGCUCAGUGGGAGCCCACUGCCGAAACGGAGACGAAAGAAGCCAAAGCCCAUGAAGGGGAGAAGCAGGAAGUGGGAGAUUUUCUCUCGAUCAGUCGGGUGAAGGUGGCGAGAGCCAGCUUGCGUGGCUUCGCCGUGCUGUUGCACCGGGAUGCGCAGAUGCUCCAACUGUGGUACGAGGCCGUGUCCUCAGAUGCCACGACCUCCGCCAGGGCACUGCAAGCCCUGGUGUCUUUGCCAGAAGCCGAGAAAGACGAGGAGGCCCUGCGCAGCAAGGGCCUCCAAGCAUUGAGCUUGGAGCUUCCAGAGCCGGAGAUGCCCUGGAGCCCGGAAACCCCAGCACGCAGCCGCGGCGACGGCGGCUUCGGAGGUUUUACCACGUCCCAGAGCGGGCUGUCCUUGCCAGACUCCGAGGGAAUGAGCUCUCAGCAAAUGCCAGGGGAGGAUAGCCACGGCCAGCGCCGGUCUCCAAGGCCUCUGAUGGUCGUGGAGCAGCCCAUGGCGCCGCAUCCCAAGAGGAGAUGA